Salmo salar (Atlantic salmon) is the source of this 3092-nucleotide messenger RNA. NCBI's taxonomy places the organism in Eukaryota, Metazoa, Chordata, Actinopteri, Salmoniformes, Salmonidae. The record is from RefSeq and is a predicted model, not a curated record.
CGGUGACAAGAAGGCGUACGCCACCCGCCGACACACCAUGGAGGUACCCCUGUCGGAGGGGGAGGGGCUUGAGGACCUGGAUACGGCCAGAGGGUUUGUCUGUGUGGGGGAACAACAUGGCCGCCAGGGCCUGUAUCUGGGCGGUCAGAGAAUCCACAGGGAGUCGACAAGCAGCGACCACCGCAGUGACCACUGCUCCAAGGAGUUGGUGAUGAGGAAACUGGCCCUGUCCGAGAGGAGGGACUCCUUUAAGAAGCAGAAGGCGGUGCAGGAGGUGAGCUUUGACGACCCGGAUGAGAAGAAGGAGCCAAGACCCACCCUCCCUGUCAGACAGCCGCGGUUUAAGGCAUCGUGGAUUAACUUGGCUCAGUCCGACUGGAGCCUGGAGGCUGCGGGGCGAGGAGCACAGGGUACAGCAGCACAGAAAUCCAAACCAAAAGAGAGGGAGGGGUUUUAGCCUAGCGUUGCUCCAAAAAGGUGAAAGGUAGAGUCUUUCUCAAGACAGCAAGACUCUAGACUAAGGUUUACAUACUCUCUUACCGACAACUGUACAGUAUAUGAAGGGCUUGCAUGUUUAUCCGCAAGUAUAUAGUCAAGUUGUGCCAAUCGAGGCAACCGGAGGGAGAGAAGAACAAAAAUAAAAUUGUUACAUGGUGGAGUUAACAUUACAGUACGCAUCCUACCACACUAAACAAAAACUUUUGAGUGCCAAAAUUGGUUUACAUCCUAUUUUUGGUUUCCCCCCCCUUCCCCCUUUGGUUUUAGGUUCACUGUAGCACCUGUAACAUGUUUGUACUUUGUAAAUAUGUUUUUUUUUUUUAUUAUUUUUUUUUUACUGAAAUAACCUAUUCAUGACUUUUUAAUGUUCAUUUGAUUUUAUUUCAGGGCUGAAUAUGACAUGUAUUAUUGGCCCUAUUUGUGUUAAUCGCACAAAUUAGGUGCAGCCAUUCUGUUAUGUGAAUUGAUAGGGACUUGAGGAAACUAAAUUAAGAACAAAUGUUUUAGAUGUGGUUUCUAGAUGGAGACAGAGGAUGAAGCAAUUUUUUUGUCCAUUAUCUCUUACAUUUUUAAUUGGUUAACAUUUUAUAAGUAUUCCAAAAGUGUUUAAUCUCUUGGAAAAUGGCUGCUGAUUUUUGUCUGAUCAAAUAUGGCCUUUCAAACGUAUGUUGAGUGUUUAUGUACUUAGUGUGUCCAAGCCCUUUUAAUUCAGUGCUGUCUUUUAACACACUAGAACAAUAAUGUGUUGGUAAUGAUUUGUAGUCACUAUCUGGACUGGAUCCAAGAGAAUCAGGGAAAGUGUGUCACGUUUUAAAAGGCCUUGGCACAAGUUUGAAAGGUAUCUACGUUUGGUAUGCUUUGAAAUGGUGCCCCCAUGCCAAAGCGUGGAUUUCUCAUAGGAACCCUUCUAAAAAAAAGAGGUAGUGUACAUAGGAGGCUUCAGGAAUGGGGCCCUGCUGCCAUGCUCUGUCAAUCAUCCAGUGAAAUCAUCAAAUGGAUUCCACCAAUUCUCUCAUUGGUUUAAAUCACAAAAUGAUUGACAGGACACAAAAUAAAUUAAGCUAAGUUCUGCCAUUACUACCUUUUUGAUACUAGAUUGUUGGCGAUCCUGCAAUGCCAUACUUACCUGCUUGUUGACGCAAGCUACCCUACAAUCUAAUUUAGCAGGAGAGCGUUUGUACAGGUUAGGCAUUUCCUCUUAACGCAGUUCUCGUUGUUUUUCAGAACCCUGGUUUAAGAAUCGUAGAGUGUAUGUAGGAACUGGCUCUUUUUGCUGUUUUUAACCAUGUUAUAUGAAUGUUUACAUUUUUUGGGGUCAAGUGUACUGUAUUUGAAGUUUUUCCAUCUGCUGUUAAAUUAUUACAACGAAUGACGGGAAACGGCAGGAUUCCAACAGAAGCCCUGAAGGAUAAAUAAAUUGGAAUAUUUUUGGGUUGUAUAUUUUGACAUGGAAGCAGUCUUGUUGUAUUGCUGAUUCGCCUAUGCUAUUCACACACACCGUAACUAAUCUAAACGGCAGUUGGCAACGAUUUAAAAAGUGACUUUUUGGGGGGUAGAACAGCAGACUUGAUAGAAUGACAGUGGUUUGGUGAGAGAUUUGAAGAUGGUUUUGCUCUGAACUUUGUGUACUCUCAUUGGCACAUUGUUUUCUUCUGCAACUAUGGAAUUAACAACCAAAAUGCUUCCACUCUUGGUUAUUUCAAAUACGCUGUAAUAUCAGGAUGAACUGUCAUACUCUGUCAGGUAAUGUUAGAAACGCGUGUUUCACUGUUUGCUUUGGCGAGGGGAAUAUUGACAGAGUUAAAAUACUAAUUUAGCACCAACUAAUACUUGAACAACUGGAAUGAGAUGGGAUAGCGCAAGGUCAAAUAUAAAACGCAUCUACUUUUAUUACCCAACAUUUGUUUACUUAAUUAGUACUUGAAACGUGUGUUUCUUGAGGAUAUAAUCAAAUAAGUAAUUCAAUUCACAAUAGAUUUCCCAGAUCUUGAUAUUGUCAAAAAUGUGGUCCCUUUAUUGGAAAUACUGCAUCAUCAUACUAGACAUUUUUACUGAAUAACUACAUGUUAUAUUUGUCAGAUGUUUUUAUGGUCUAGCUUGCUAGAGAAUUUGUCUGAUUCUUACAGUAUGGCAAAGCUGACCAAGAUUGUGAACAUAACCAUUCUGCAUUUCUACUGUUCAAUGUUACACAAAAAAACACUGGUUCUGAAUGCACCCAAAUUCGUGUACAUUUUUUACGUCACUGAAUUGUAUUCAUUUAGUUUUUUUUUUAAAUUCAACUUCAUUAACACUUAAUAAUAAUGGGGGUGAAGUAUGAGGUGCACCCGGUAUACAACCAGCUGAUGAUACUUUCUCACAUUUUUCCUGAUACUGUAUAUGGAAAAAGGGGACAUCUGUAAUGUUGAUUUCGCACAUGGGUGGUCAAUUGUAAUUCAUAUAGAUAAUUCACAUUGUUUUGUUCGGUCUUUACCUUGGUGGCCCUCGAAUGACUUCAUUUCAUAUUUCCCAAACUGGUUUCUGGUGAAAGUUGGUGUGAAAUCUAUUGCUUUAUACGGUCUAACAGCAUUUGAAAUAAAUGAAUGGCAGAAGACUAA